This is a messenger RNA of Pyricularia pennisetigena, 1377 nucleotides long. RefSeq lists its product as uncharacterized. The record is from RefSeq and is a predicted model, not a curated record. Gene Ontology annotation, molecular function: transmembrane transporter activity. NCBI's taxonomy places the organism in Eukaryota, Fungi, Ascomycota, Sordariomycetes, Magnaporthales, Pyriculariaceae. Bases 1 to 1377 code for a protein of 458 amino acids. Gene Ontology annotation, cellular component: fungal-type vacuole membrane. Gene Ontology annotation, biological process: transmembrane transport. The transcript has 3 exons.
AUGGCACGGGCCUCGGACAACGAAGCUGUGGGGAGGUUAAGUCAGGAGGUCUCCUCAGCCACAGAUAUAGAGGAGACGGCGGAGAAGACGACGAUAAAUUUGAACCUACAAAAGGUUCCGACCACGACGGGAGGAGAAGAGGCUGUCCUGGGACCGCAGCCUGAUGAACUCCCCAAUGGUGGUCUCCGGGCCUGGCUUCAAGUUUUAGGCGGCUUCCUCCUCUUCUUCAACUCAUGGGCAAUCGUCAACUCCUUUGGAGUCUACCAGAGCUAUUACUCUCAGAAUCUGCUCAGCAGUCAAUCGCCAUCCAACAUCUCAUGGAUCGGAUCUAUACAAGGCUUUCUGCUCCUCGCUGUCGGUUGCAUCGCCGGGCCUUUGUUUGACGCCGGCUACUUCCGAAUCGUCAUAACUAUGGGAGCCUUCCUAGUUGUCGUCGGCUUCAUGAUGACGAGCCUUGGCACCGAGUACUGGCACAUGCUUCUAGGCCAAGGCUUUUGUAUUGGCAUGGGUGCCGGUUGUCUCGUCGUCCCCUCGCUCGCCCUUCUGCCGCAGUACUUUGGCCCAUCCAAGCGAGCAUUGGUCAUCGGGAUUGCCGUGACCGGGAGCAGCCUCGGCGGUGUGGUGUAUCCGCUCCUUUUCACAGCCCUACUCAGCCGCAUCGGCUUCGGCUGGACCAACCGUGUGCUAGGUUUCAUAUCACUGGGUACCCUAGGCACCGCCGUUAUCGUCAUGCGCACUCGCGUCAAGCCUCGCCAGGUGCGGUCCUUGUUUGACCCGGCUUCGUUCCACGAAACGCCCUACCUGCUGUACUGUGCAGCCCUUUUUUGCUCCAAUUUCGGUUUCUUUGUGCCCGUCUUCUAUCUACAGCAGUACGCUCUCAGCCACGGGUUGGAGCACAGCGAGGGCCUAGCGCGGAACCUGGUGGCAGUACUGAACGGGGCGUCCAUCUUGGGACGUCUCGCGCCUAGCCUUGUGGUGCCGUAUAUUGGACCCAUAAAUACAAUGAUCUGGGUCGCCGGCAUGGCAGCGUUGGUCACGUUUUGUUGGGUUGCGGUUAACGACCUGGCUGGAAAUGUCUUGUUUGCAAUCUUGUAUGGCUUCAGCACUGGGGGCAUCGUAAGCCUCCCGGCUGUAGUGUUGGCAUCAGUCACCAAGGAUCUUGGCUUUCUAGGGGCACGAAUGGGCACCUCAAACCUCAUCAAUGCUGUCGGAUCGCUCUGUGGGCCUCCGCUCGCCGGUGCCAUAUUGAAGUCGGGACAAGGUUCUAACUGGUUGGGCUUGCAGUUGUUUGCCGCCUUCACGCUCACGUGCACUGCAUUGUUGUUUUACGCAAUGCGCGUGGCUAGAGUCGGGCCUAGGCUGCUCCGCAAAGCAUAA